This is a messenger RNA of Cajanus cajan (pigeon pea), 3938 nucleotides long. Lineage: Eukaryota; Viridiplantae; Streptophyta; Magnoliopsida; Fabales; Fabaceae. The record is from RefSeq and is a predicted model, not a curated record.
CCUUAGUGAGAACCCGAAAAAAACAGAGCAUUUUUCUUUUCCCAAGAGGACAAGCUAUGUCGGGGUCCAGUUUUUUGGAGUCGCUAUAAUACCUUACUUGAUCCUAUAUACCAACAAAACAUGUCAAGGAAGUUUCAAGGAAAGAGGAGUAUAUGCUACUUGCAGGAAUUAAACACAAAUCAAAUGAUCACUCUGCAUGUUUUCUAUACUUCCAUUGCUCAGCUACUUUUCAUUUCUUGUAUCUAUUAUAAGAUGUUAUUCUGACUGCAAUUUGCUGCAAACGUUACAUACACAUUGCUCAAGGAUAAACAGUUCAACCAUCUUUCUGUAAAGGUGAAAGGUUUUGCAGAGGAAGACGAAGACCAGAAUACACCUAUUUCCAUCAGAGUAAUCUCGUUUUCGGAAGUAUGAGUUUCUCCAAGGGCUCUCCCGGCGGCCAGACGCCGCGUGAUAUAGAGGCUGGGUCUCCCCGUAGCUUCUCUGCUGAUUUUGAUGAUGGAGACUUUUCCUCUGAUCCCUUUGAUGUUACCAGAACAAAGAAUGCUCCGGUUCAACGCCUCAGGCGUUGGAGGCAAGCGGCACUUGUGCUCAAUGCUUCUCGUCGAUUUCGUUACACCUUGGACUUAAAGAAAGAAGAGGAGAAGAAACGAGUAUUAAGAAUUGUUAUAGUGCAUACACGAGCCAUUCAAGCCGCAUAUCGUUUCAAGGCAGCUGGGCAAAUGAAUGGAACUAUAAAACCUCAUUCAGGCUCCACUGGGGAAUUUUCAAUUGGACAAGAGCAACUCUCUUCAAUUUCAAGGGACCGUGACAUUUCUGCUCUGCAGGAAAAAGGAGGGGUUGUAGGGUUAUCACAUUUGUUGAAAACCAAUUUAGAAGAGGGAAUUCAAGGUGAUGAUGAUGACUUGAUUAAACGGAGGAAUGCAUUCGGGUCCAACAACUACCCUCGAAAGAGUGGAAGAAGUUUUUUGAUGUUUAUGUGGGAUGCUUGCAAGGAUCUGACCUUGGUUAUUUUAAUGGUAGCUGCAAUGGCUUCAUUAGUACUAGGGAUAAAAUCUGAGGGUAUCAAGGAAGGAUGGUAUGAUGGGGGAAGCAUUGCUUUUGCAGUUAUUCUUGUUAUUGUUGUUACAGCUGUAAGCGAUUAUAAGCAGUCUCUUCAGUUUCGAGACCUAAAUGAGCACAAGAGAAACAUACAUUUGGAGGUUAUUCGGGAUGGUAGAAGAGUUGAGAUCUCCAUAUAUGAUGUUGUUGUCGGUGAUGUUAUUCCCCUUAAUAUUGGUAACCAGGUCCCUGCUGAUGGAGUUUUGAUCACUGGUCACUCUCUUGCAAUUGAUGAAUCAAGUAUGACAGGGGAGAGCAAGAUUGUCGAUAAAAAUUCCAAUGAUCCUUUUUUAAUUUCUGGAUGUAAAGUUGCGGACGGCAGUGGCAAUAUGCUGGUAACGGCUGUUGGUAUUAAUACUGAAUGGGGACUUCUAAUGGCUAGCAUUUCAGAAGACAAUGGUGAAGAAACUCCUUUGCAGGUACGCUUAAAUGGUCUCGCUACCUUAAUUGGUAUUGUUGGACUCUCUGUGGCUGUUGUGGUUCUGCUGGUGCUACUGGCCAGAUAUUUCUCUGGAAAUACUAGAAACACAGAUGGAAGUAUUCAAUUUAUAGCGGGCAAGACCAAAGUUGGGGAUGCCAUUGAUGGAGCAAUUAAGAUUGUCACUGUUGCGGUCACCAUUGUAGUGGUUGCAGUGCCUGAAGGGCUCCCUUUAGCAGUUACCUUAACUCUUGCCUACUCAAUGAAAAAAAUGAUGGCAGAUAAAGCUUUGGUGAGGAGGCUUUCUGCCUGUGAGACAAUGGGGUCAGCCACAAUCAUUUGCAGUGACAAGACUGGAACAUUGACUAUGAAUCAGAUGACUGUGGUUGAGGCUUGCAUUGGUGGGAAGAAGAUUUCUCCUCCUCACGAUAAAUCACAGUUCUCUCCUACGCUCUGCUCUUUGCUGAUUGAAGGUGUUGCACAGAACACUAAUGGGAGUGUUUAUGCUCAUGAGGGACGUAAUGAUGUUGAGGUUUCUGGCUCACCAACAGAAAAGGCAAUUUUAGAGUGGGGAAUUCGGCUUGAAAUGGAUUUUAAGGCUGCCAGAUCAAAAUCAUCAAUUAUUCAUGUCUUCCCAUUCAAUUCAGACAAAAAGCGUGGGGGAGUUGCAAUACAGAUGCCCGACUCUUCAAUCCAUAUACAUUGGAAAGGUGCUGCUGAGAUAGUCCUAGCUUGCUGUACAAAGUAUAUGGAUGCAAAUGGUCAAAGGAUGAAGAUGGAUGAAGCGCAGAUGACGGCUUUUAAAAAAACUAUUGAAGACAUGGCUGCUGAUAGUCUACGUUGUAUUGCCAUUGCAUAUAGAUCAUAUGAAAAGGAGAAUGUUCCAACUAGCGAAGAAGAACUUGCCCACUGGUCAUUACCAGAGGAUGAUCUUGUUUUAUUGGCUAUUAUUGGCCUGAAGGAUCCUUGUCGACCUGGUGUCAAAGAUGCAGUGCAGCUUUGCAAAAAGGCUGGAGUUGAGUUAAAAAUGGUCACUGGUGACAACGUUAAAACUGCAAAAGCAAUUGCUAUGGAAUGUGGAAUACUUUCAAUUUCUGAUGCCACAGAGACAACCAUCAUCGAAGGAAAAGUAUUUCGAUCCAUGACAGAUGAAAGGAGAGCAGAAAUCGUUGAAAAGAUAUUGGUUAUGGGGCGGUCAUCUCCUAAUGACAAGCUUUUGCUUGUGCAAGCAUUGAGGAGAAACGGACAUGUUGUGGCUGUAACCGGAGACGGAACAAAUGAUGCUCCCGCACUACAUGAGGCCGAUAUUGGUCUUGCAAUGGGUAUCCAAGGCACAGAAGUUGCUAAAGAGAGCUCUGAUAUCAUUAUUUUAGAUGACAAUUUUGCUUCAGUUGUGAAGGUUGUCAAAUGGGGGCGAUCUGUAUAUGCAAAUAUUCAGAAAUUUAUCCAGUUUCAGCUUACAGUCAAUAUAGCAGCACUUGUUAUAAAUGUUGUUGCAGCAUUUUCCACCGGUGAUAUCCCACUAAAUACAGUACAGCUUCUCUGGGUAAAUCUUAUCAUGGAUACUCUUGGAGCAUUAGCCUUGGCAACUGAACCACCAACCAAUGAACUGAUGGAUCAACAUCCAAUGGGUCGAAGAGAACCUCUUGUGUCAAAUAUUAUGUGGAGGAAUCUGCUAAUGCAGGCAAUGUACCAAGUGUCUGUCUUGCUUAUACUUAAUUUCCGAGGGACAAGCAUACUGGGUUUGAGGGAUGAGCCCAACCGCUCUGCAAUCAAAGUGAAAAACACUCUGAUAUUCAACGCAUUUGUUCUUUGUCAAGUCUUUAAUGAAUUUAAUGCCCGAAAGCCAGAUAAACUCAACAUAUUCAACGGAGUCACAAGAAACUACCUCUUUAUGGGGAUAGUGGGAGUAACUGUUGUGCUUCAGAUUGUCAUCAUUGAAUUUCUUGGAAAGUUCACUAAAACAGUCAAGCUGACUUGGAAGCAGUGGCUCAUUUCUGUUAUUAUAGGAUUUAUCAGCUGGCCUCUUGCGGUGGUUGGAAAACGGAUACCAGUACCAAAGGCUCAACUCAGUAACUUUUUCCGAAAAUGUCUUCAACACUGUAACAUUUUCCGAAGAUGUCUUCCUGAAUGAUCAAGGCGGGGAUCUGAGCCUUCUCAACAGAAUCAAAUAUAGACGUCUUGCUGAUUCAUUCUCCUUGCCGUCUCAUUUAUUGGCAUGUUUACCUACAUUCUUCUGGUGAUGGAAAAUAGUAUACUAGUUGUACAGAGGUUGGAUUUGGAUUUGUUUUAUACUUAGGUUCUAACAAGGUUAGAUUUGUUAUAUACGGAAUUUCAACUAGUCUAUUUUAACCCCCAGUGUAUUUUCAGUGUGACAUGUUGAUCUAUAUUUCAAUUUAGCUUCUUUUUAUUUGAUGUUUUA